GUUGGCAUGGCCGAGACUGGGAGGAUACGUCUUAGGGUUGUUUUUGGCAAAGAUGAUGCCAGGAAAAUGAUCUUGCCAGAUCAUGCAUCUUCAGUAGACAAAUUUGUUGAAGCUGUAAAGCAGACCUUCCAGAUAAAAGAAGCCAUAAGUUAUUUUGGGGAGUUUGUUAACAUAACAGACAUCUCUGAUAUUCAAGAUUUUGGCACCAUAAAAGUGAUUCAAUUGCAAAGUCUAGAUUCUCCAGCAUUAGAGGAUUCUGUUCAAAGUACUUCAAGAUCUUCAAGUGGUGAUUCAUUUUCUGUGCUGUCAGCUGAUUCAGAUGACACUCUGAUCCUUCAAAAACCUGAAUCCGUUUCAUCUCGAACCCUGCCAUGGCCACACAUUUUCCUCAUCUCUCGUUUCUCUUAUGAGACUGAGCUGCAAUUGGAGGAAGGAAAUGCACAGUACAUAGCCAAAAAAACAAUGUUGAUGAUCAGCUCAAAAAUGAAAUCGGAUAUACUGCAGAAAUUAGCCGAAGAGAUUUUCAAAUUCAAAGCAUAUCCAUCAGAUGCUGACUUCUGUGAGGUUUCAGAAGCCCUAAUACAGUUGCAUCCCUUUUUAAAGGAACCAGGUUCAUACAAUGGUUGUUAUGGAUGGAAACAGAGACUCAAAUGUAAAAUGGGUAACUACAGAACCCAACUUAAAUUGUGUGGUUGUGCUGAGCUUACUGUCAAUUCACUCAAGACCAAAGCAGAUGAAGACGCUUACCCUGCCAAGAAUAUAAAGAAGCCGAGACGGGCUGAAGCAUACUACUACCCUGCUUUACCAAGUGGUCAGACCAAAGAAAGCCUUGAAAAAGAAAGGACAUUGCUACUACAAGAAAUGAAGAAGAAAAACAAUGAGAAAAUGAUUCGAGAAAUGAUGGCAAAGACUUUUGCCUACAGGAGACAAGAAGUGGUAAAUGAACAGCCAAGGAUUGUGGAUUUUGUGAAGAGAUGGCCUGCUUUCUUUCAAAAGAAUGAGAUUAAUGCAGAAUUUCUUCGAAUCACAAUUGUUCCCCUUGAGUCCAGGUUUUUUUCAGAGUUAGACAGACAUUCCAGUCAGCUCAUCAAACUCAUUAGCAGCAAAGGUGGAGCCACACGAGUCAAAACUAGCAACUGCAUGACUGCUUUGGAUCAGACUAGUGACAUCAACACAAGGAGAGAAUGAGUGCUUAGAUCCCUUAUUCUCUAUCUUGGUGAGGAUGACAAGUGCCUGUUAACAGACUAUCUGGAUUGUCAAGUUGAGAAAGCUGAACAAGACAUGGAAAGAAUGACCAUGGGCAUCCUCGUCAUCCGGAAGGAGGGUGAUGAACUUUUUAGUUCACUUGCAGAUGUUGGGAUCAUCAUUGAGGGUGUUGAGGUGAUGAAUGAACUCUCUUCAGUUGUCUCUGCUUGUGCAAUACUGUUUGGACUAAUAUACACACUAAACUUAAGUUAUCCAAAUGAAUUGAAAGUGACAUUUGAGAUGUUUCAAAAAAUCUUCAUGCAACUAGAUGUACAGAAGAAAUCAUGUAGAGUACAGACUUUAUACACCAAGCUACUUAACAGUGAAUGAGAAAAUGUAGAAUGUAAUGUAUGUUCUGUCAUUCGAGUUUUUGGUUUUCAGUUUUGAUGUAUUCAACUUUUAAUAGGUCUUUACUCUCCAGAUUUAAAAAAAAAAUGGAGUUGCAUUUGCAUGAAUCAGAAGUGUUCUCUGUAAAUACAUAGAAAUAGCGUUUGAAGGAACAUGUUGCAGUUUUUGAUGCAGCAGUUGUUUCAGUGUCACCAUGUUUGUAUAUGGCCAAGACUGGCCUUGUGUUUUAUAGGCUUAGAGCCAAUUGCCCAUGUUUUCUUUGCACUAAUCAACAACUGAAUGCAAUUUAUGGGAACUAUGUGCUGAAAAUGUGAUUACUUCUACUUUUUGUGUCUUUCUCUUCACAUUUCUUUGGAAUGUAAUUUCACUGAUGUGUGAACGGGGUUAUAAAAUACUACCUUUAAAUUAGCUUGUAGAAAGCACAAGUUCACAUAUAAAGGUUUUUCUUUAUAUUGAUAAUCGUAAUUGUCAGAACCUUGUUCUGGUGAAAUGUUUCAUGUUCGAACACUGUACAAAAUGUACCACUAAUUUUUGAAUAAAUUUGCAUCCAUUGUU
Molecule: messenger RNA, 2148 nt
Organism: Erpetoichthys calabaricus (reedfish)
Lineage: Eukaryota; Metazoa; Chordata; Cladistia; Polypteriformes; Polypteridae
Exons: 4
Coding region: 7-1188 (393 amino acids)
Source: RefSeq, a predicted model, not a curated record